CAGCUAGUAAACGUCUUUGUUGGUGUUACGUACACGUACACUGAGGCGAUUCGGUGUGCUUACUUCCAAGGUGGCGAACGAUUCAAUUUGAUAUUAUUGGAUUUGGGAGGCUGGCCUUCCGCUGAUCCAUUAUUGUUCUCAUGACUGAGCUGGUCGAAAAACAGAGCUUCAAUCGAGGUUGGAGAAGCUACCAGCUACCUGGCUACCUAGCAGGCGAUGUAUCAGCAGCUUUCCUGUCGGCCACACUCAUAUCGCCCAUCCUCACGGCGAUAGAUAGAGCCGUCGUCGAAAAUGUCUCCUCCACCACGCGGCCCCUCUCGAUCGCCCUGAAAGAAAACAUCCUCUGCACUUACCGCCACCCAAAGCGAUUCUUCGCUGCGAAACCCUUCUUCUACAUGUGGACACUCUACGCAGUCACCUACACCACCGCCAACAGCGUGAACACCCUCACCACUACUUUCAUGGAUAAAUCCCACGAAAUCCUGGCUAAAUCAAUCACCUUCGUUGUAACAUGCACCGUCAAUGUUCCCCUAGGCGUCUGGAAGGAUAUCCGCUUUGUGCAGACGUUUGGCGGGCGUCCUACACCACCACCCAAAGGCCCCGUCAAUACGUCUCCUAAUUCUAUCAAAACAUCCCCUCCACCACAGAACCCAACGAAGUUCCCCAUAUCAGUAGCAGCAACCUUCCUCGCGCGCGACGCCCUCACCAUCCUCGGCUCUUUUACCCUCCCGCCUAUGCUCUCGCACCGCAUUCCGAUCGCCGACCCAGCGGCGCAGAUGGCAGCGGCGCAGCUCCUCGUGCCAGUCCUAUCGCAAGUCGUGGCGACGCCAGUGCAUUUGCUGGGGCUGGACCUGUAUUCAAAUCCUGAGAAGGGAGAGAGGGGGCAACGAGUGGGGAGGAUACGGAGGGGUUUGUUGGGGACAACGGCGGUGCGGUGUGCGAGGAUUGUGCCGGCAUUUGGGGUCGGGGGUAUUGUCAAUACGGGAUUGAGGGAAUGGUUUAGAGGGAGAGUGGAUGGAUAUGGGUUUCCAAGGCGAAGUGAUUACAAUGUUCAUACUGAUUAA
Messenger RNA from Paraphaeosphaeria sporulosa, 1064 nucleotides. RefSeq lists its product as uncharacterized. Lineage: Eukaryota; Fungi; Ascomycota; Dothideomycetes; Pleosporales; Didymosphaeriaceae. The transcript is spliced from 2 exons. Gene Ontology annotation, cellular component: mitochondrion. The coding region runs from base 141 to 1064 and encodes 307 amino acids. The record is from RefSeq and is a predicted model, not a curated record.